UUGAUUUUUAUUGUAUUCUGUUCUAGUUUUUCUUUUAUAUCAAGUACUGUGUCUCUAAUAAAGUUCUUUAUACUUUUCAGCAUCGGAACAAGACACUUUUGGCGUGCUGCACAUUUCAAUGCAAUUUAUGAUUCUGAAGGAGAGCGACAUGACGUCUAUCGUACGAAUGGCGAAAGUUGUAUUUUUCUGCUGACUUACUUUUUUAAAUAUUCGAAAAAAAAAGCGUUAUCAUGGAUUGAUUGUAUGACCCCUUCAUUGGCAAAUUACUUCUACAUUCUGAUCGCUUUGUGCUUCGUAAUUGUAUUUGCUUCUUCUUUCGCGUCUGCAUUAAACAUUUUUUUGCCUCCAUUUGGUUUCUUUCAAUGGUUAAGAAAGAAUACUCUGCUUGAAGUUUGCAGCAUGGCACUUUCUCUUUUGGCUUGUGUUACUCUAUUGUUAGCUGAAUGUCAAUAUGUAUCUAACGUGAAAACGGGUGUAAUAGUAUCGAUCGGUUCUGGUCUUUUCUUAGUCGCUGCGUCUGGCGUCUCGAGCUUUUUUGCUGCUGUUGCUAGCUUGCGCCGAACAAACCGUUUAGCUCUUUCAAGACGUUUACAAAACCAGCAAAUGCUUUGUGCCCGGUCUUUACUUUCCUGGCAUGAUGUUGGAAGGCAGCCUGAAGACACUCGUGCAAUAAUGCAGUUUGAAGAAUAUCUUGAUUCAACGUCGUCUAAUUCAGCUUUAGAGAAGGAACUGCCGUUUGAGAAAAUCUGA
This is a messenger RNA of Enterobius vermicularis (human pinworm), 750 nucleotides long. The record is from the annotation of a GenBank genome assembly. NCBI's taxonomy places the organism in Eukaryota, Metazoa, Nematoda, Chromadorea, Rhabditida, Oxyuridae.